AUGUUCUUAUUGGUGUCAGAGUUCUUGGGGAGAGGGCUACAACACCUCUUCGAACAAAAUGAGAGUCGGUAUUAUGUCUCAGUUGGUUCUCGGGUCCCGUACCUUGCAUUUGCUGACGAUAUGCUAGUCCUUGCUCGCUGUUCAGAAGAUUGUUUAGAUUCACGGGUAGCGUUCUUUGCGCGUUAUCAAGCUUAUUUUGGGCAGAGAAUAAAUGGGGGUAAAAGCUCUUUUAUUCUCUCUAACAGAGCGUCGGAGGAUACGGUUGCCUUGGUGCGGGAGAAGUUGCAGUUCCAACAGCAAAUGCUACCUUUCGUAUAUUUAGGAGCCCCUAUAUCCCAAGGCAGAGUGACAUGCAUACUUUUGGCAAAGAUGCAAAGCCGUUUGUCUCAUUGGAACUCCCGGUUGCUCUUGGCGGGGGGUAAGUUAGUCUUGCUCCGACAUGUCCUCUCCUCCAUUCCAGUGUAUCUGUUGCAGGUCCUUCAACCUCCACGAGCGAUUUUCCAGAGGGUGGGUAGAAUAUGCAAUGCUUUCUUGUGGGAUAAAGCGGAUGGUUUGAAGGGUAUCCAUUGGACCUCAUGGGAGAAGGUUUGCUUCCCAACAUCAGAGGAGGGCUUAGGAGUGCGAUCCUUCGGGGACAUGAGUGCGGCCUUUGCAUGCAAACUGUGGUGGCAGUUACGCCAGAAUAGAUCAUGGUGGACGGAUUUCAUGCGUGUGAAGUGGCUCUUGGAGGUGCCCCUGGUUGAGAAAGUAGGUGUAGUUGACCCGCCGCACAUGCUAGUAGCUGAGUUUUUUGGAGAGAGGGGAUGGAACACUGGGUUGUUACAGGCCUGGUUACCGAUGGGUUUGGUUCGCCAGGUCCAGGAGGUUUCCUUACAUCCGGACCAGGAGGAUGAAAUGGUGUGGGUAGGGUCUUCAUCGGGAGUUUUCUCAAUCAAAGACGGGUGGGAGGCCCUACGGCAGAAAAGAAAUCUCUCUAUGGCUGAUAGGUUCAUAUGGAAUAGAGUCCUGUUGCUCAAAAUCUCCUUCCUAGUGUGGAAAGUGCUGCGUAAUAUGGUUCCGGUGGAUGUAAAUUUGCAACAGCGGGGCAUCAAGCUGGCGUCUCGGUGUUGGUGUUGCUCCUUGCAUGAAGAGUCCUUGACUCACCUAUUUCUCGACGGGGCAGUAGCGGAGCAGCACGGAACAAGUCAAGGUUUGAGGGGACUCAGAUGGAGCCGCAGGGGGUUAUUUGUGCGGUGGGCAGUGAGGUGGAGCAGUUGGGGAGGGCAAAUUUAUGGUCCUUGGUGCACUUCAAGGGUGACUCGAAUGAUCCAUGGGGCGUUAUUUGCUGCUUGGCGGCCACAGGCAACACGGCGGUUGCGGAUUUCUUGGAAGCCACCGCCACAGGAUGUCGUCAAGUUGAACACGGAUGCCAGUGUUUCAGGUAGGAGGGUAUCGGGAGGUGACUUGCUGCGGGACCAUGAUGGUGGCUUGAUCUUUGCAUUCUAUAAGGAAUUCGGGGAUGUUGACGUGCUGACCGCCGAGAGUUUGGCCAUACUGCAGGGUUUGCUCUUCUGCAAAAGGGUUCGGGUUCAGAGGCUAUUAGUAGAGGUGGACUCGGCGGGGUUGGCCCACUUGCUGGGCUCAGGGGCCUUGGCAAAAUGGCCGUUAUGUAACACAUUACGGCAGAUUCGAGCCAUGCUUCAGAGCUUCAAUACCACUGCUAGAUACAUAUUCAGAGAAGCGAACGCCACGGUGGAUAAAUUAGCAAUAAUGGAGGCUCAGGUUGACUUUUUUACCAUGACCUUCCAGCAACUUCCGAGGGAUGUUAGAGCUGUUAUACUUCUAGAUAGCAGGGAAGUUCCUUUUGUUCGAACACAAAUUGUGAGAGAGUAG
Messenger RNA from Coffea eugenioides, 1872 nucleotides. RefSeq lists its product as uncharacterized. The coding region runs from base 1 to 1872 and encodes 623 amino acids. The transcript has 3 exons. Gene Ontology annotation, molecular function: RNA-DNA hybrid ribonuclease activity; nucleic acid binding. Lineage: Eukaryota; Viridiplantae; Streptophyta; Magnoliopsida; Gentianales; Rubiaceae. The record is from RefSeq and is a predicted model, not a curated record.